CCUCAGGCGAUGGCGAAUGGCCGUGACAAGACUGCUUGAACGAGACAAAAAAAGAAAUAGUUUCGUUUAAGACCGUCGCAUCACGAAAUUUCUUGGCAUAAGAUCUGACCUUCAGUUCAUACCGUCACACUUCAGCUGCUCUUCACCGAAGCACAACGAAAGAUCAGAGUUCUAUUUCAAAGAUGGGGAUUUUGUUGUCAUGGAAACUGAUACUACUUGCGUCGAUUCUUGGUCUGACAAGUUUUGCUUCUUCAGAAUCACCCAAUCUUCUAAUUGGUCCCACCUCAUCUGAUACUCGGCAGGAUAAACCGCUGCCGAUUAAACUUUCCUCCGUGCAGCAUGAGUCCCUCUGCAUCAACAUUUACGACAGUCAAACAACUAAAAACAGCAAGACAAUCUAUUUCUACUCGCCGAUGGCUCUGUUACGUCACCUGAAUGUCGCUUCUAUUAACAAUCAAACGGGCACCCAUGGAACUCUCAGUGUCACUUUUUCAAUUUGGAAUCCAGAACUCAGAAAAAAAGUGGCCCAACACCUUACUCAACUCCUCAGUCAACAGAUCGAGCUCGAUCAAGUGCAAGUCUUCGAUUUCGACAGUAUCAGGCUGACCAGCAAAGAACAAUCUGCUGAUUUCUCAUUGACUAAUGAGUGGCUCCCAUAUGCCAACCAGUUAUCACUCAGGUUUACCUUGAUCUGUCCGACACGGGAAGAUUGUGAUCGAGUCAAGACUCAACUGCGCAUCAGCCCUAAAGAAUUCGAACAUUUGCGACUUGCUUUUAAGCCAAAAUUGAACGACGAUGAUUGUUUCAUUGAUGGAGUUGGUGUAUCUAAAGAAAGUGAAUUUCCAGUACAACUCAAAGAAUCAUUGGCAAAUCUUGAAGCUAAAUUUGCGAAAGAGCUGAUCUCCAUUAAGGAAGAAACUAAAAGGGAUUUUGAAGCAAAUUCACGGAUGGCAGCUAAAAUAAAAGUCACUGAAGAAAAUCUAGCGGUGGUACAAAAGAAGUUGGAAAUCACAGAAAAAGAGUUGGAAGCCACCAAAACAUCAUUGACCGUAACUAGGAUCGAAUUAAGUAACACGAAAUCCAUAGUCGAUGAUCUGAGUCAACUGACGACCAAAUUAAACGCAAAUUCGCAACGGUUAGAUCAUAAACUGAAAGCCACCGAAGACAAUCUGAGAAAAGAACUGAGCGCAACUUUAAGUCAUUUGGAAACUGCAACAACAAAUUUGGACUCAACGAGAACGGAAUUGAACAGCACAAAUGUUGUCGUUGCUGAUUUUUUAACACAAUUAAAUGCCCGAACGAGGCCUAUAGUUGACACCGGUAAAAUGCCAACCUCAUGUGACGAUCUACAACAAAUAGGACAUAAACUGAGCGGAUUCUUCUCCGUCAAAGGAUCGAAGAAGAUGGAAAUGGUUUACUGUGACUUUUAUCCUAAUCAGAAUGAUUUACAGAAAUGGAUUGGAUACGCCGAUGUCAAAUCAGCACCUGUCUAUUUCUACGUCCAAAGAAAUUCUUCGUUCGUCACAACGAAAACUCCGAUUCCGUUCGAGUUGGCGCGGGUGAACGAGGGAAAUGGCAUUGAUUUGACAUCGGGGAUAUUCACGGCACCGCGACCGGGAACUUAUUUUUUCUCAUUCACGGGAAUGGCCAAAUUUUCAAAUUCUUCAACUCUUGUUGGUUUAGGAGUUGUUCUUUAUUUGAACGGGGGUCAAAUCGGAUUGGGGUAUGUUGAAGAGGCAAACACCAUCGAUAAUCAAUGGAGUCCGCUGACCCUUCAGUCGACGCUAAACUUAAAAAAAGGCGAUCGAGUUUGGGUGCAGAUUGAUUUCUGGACAUGUUCUUGUCAGUUUCUGAGUGACAACGAAAACCACAAUAAUCAUUUCACGGGUUUCAUGUUGGAGGAGGAAAUUGUGGAGUCUCUUUAAAGUUUAGUGUUCAACAUCCAAAAUCUCCUCAUCGACUCGAAAACUUUUAUCGGAUAAUGUAAGGGGGGAUAAAAAAAAUGCAUUUGUUUCUAAUUCAUUAAGGGGUGAGCAUCUUUACAAAAAUUAACUGUGUUAUGCUAUAACAUUUACUGAAUACACAAACCAAUUUUCAA
This is a messenger RNA of Daphnia pulex (common water flea), 2098 nucleotides long. RefSeq lists its product as uncharacterized. The record is from RefSeq and is a predicted model, not a curated record. The transcript has 10 exons. Lineage: Eukaryota; Metazoa; Arthropoda; Branchiopoda; Diplostraca; Daphniidae. Bases 183 to 1925 code for a protein of 580 amino acids. Gene Ontology annotation, molecular function: protein binding.